AUGAAGACUCAGGCCUGCCAGCAGUCCAGUCUCCUAAAAGGGAAAAGGAAAUGGUUUCUGCGGGCCCUCAGUGGCUUCCUCUUCCUGUUCUCGGUGGCCAUGACUGGCUGCUUUCUGUGGCAGUACCACCUCCCCAAGUUGCAGAGUGGUUCCUUGAAGCCAGAGGUGACCGCAGCCCCCAUGAGGAUGUGUCCCCGGCACCCUGAACUUGUGCCUCUGGUUCACCCCCUGCCUGUGCUGAAGGAGGCCUUGGAAAAGGUGGAUGGGAUUCUGCGUGAGGCAAUGCUGGCCCCAGGCCUGGCUGCCAUGUCUGCCCUUGUCAUCCACAAUGACACUGUGCUCUGGACUGGGAACUUCGGGAGGAAGAAUGGCUCAGAUCCAAAUUCUGGAACCCCUAAUGAGUACACCAUGUACCGGAUUGCCAGCAUCUCCAAGAUCUUCCCCGUGCUCAUGCUCUACCGCCUGUGGGAGGAGGGCGUCGUGGCCUCCCUGGAUGACCCUUUGGAACGCUAUGCCAGCACCUUCUCCAUCAACAACCCACUGGGCACGGCCCAAGGCCCUGAGCCACAGGGUCCGGUGGGGGAAUUUGAAGAGAUGGGCUCCCUCCCAAGGCCUUCUCCUGUCACUCUCCGGAGGAUGGCCAGCCAGCUGUCAGGACUCCCCCGAAGGCUGCGGGGCACCUCACUGCUGUGGAGAGGCAGCACCCAGGAUGCUCUGAGCCUGCUCAAGGAUGACGUCCUGGUGGCUGACCCCGGAACCAGAUGCCAUUACAGCACGCUGGCCUUCUCUCUCCUGGCCCAUGUGCUGGCUGCGCACAGGGCGCAGGGCGACUACGAGCGCUGGGUGUCUGAGCAGGUGCUGGAACCUCUGGGGAUGAGUGACACCGGCUUUGCCUUGACGGGAGCAGUGCGCGCCCGCCUGGCCGCGGGUUUCUACGGCAGCGGCAGGUCCGCGCCGCUCUACGACCUGGGCUGGUACCGGCCUUCGGGCCAGAUGUACUCGACGGCCGCAGACCUGGCCAGGCUGGCCACUGCGCUGCUGGGCGCGGGACCCCGACGGCUGUUGCGGCCCGACAGCCUGGCCACCCUGCUAGCACCGCUACGCGCCUGCGCCCACGGCUACUUCGCUCGCGAAACCGGCACACCCUGGGAGUUCCACGAGAAGCUCGGGUACCGCGUGGUGCGCAAGGACGGCGACCUGGACGGCUACGCCGCCAGCCUGGCGCUCGUGCCACCGCUGCGCCUGGGGUUUGUCCUGCUGCUGGCGGGGCCGCGGCCGCCCACCAGCGACCCGGUGGCUGACGCCCUGGACGCGCUGCUGCCGGCCCUGGAGAGCGCGCUGCGCGGCGCUGAGCUCGCCCCCGCGCCCCCGCCCCGCGCGCGCCCGUUCGCCGGCUUCUUCACCUUCGCCAACCGCACUUACUACGAGGUGCGCGCCGCCGGGCCGCACGGAGAGCUGCGCCUGCGCCAGUUCGGGCCGCGCGUGGACGCGCUCGUGCCCGCUGCCUUCCGCUCGCUCGCUCUGCGCCACGUGCGCGGCCGCGUCUUCCAGCUGCACGUGGCGCGCGAGUUCCCGUGCGCGCUGCCGCUCGCGGACGCCUGGCUGUCUCUGGAGGCCCAGCACGGGCAGCUGGUGCGUUUCUACCCGCUGGACCGCCACGGGCUGGCGCCGGGCUUCGACGUGCCCGGCCUCAACACCUACGGAGUGAUGCGCCUGCCGCGCAGGCCGGUGUUCGGCUCCCAGUGAGCUGGGCAUCCCCGCGCGCGCGCGCCUGUCGCGCCUUUGCGUUGCCCGCGCGUGCCACCCUCCUCAUGCCUCCGGCCUGCCCACGCCCGCCUGCGGCUUUGCUCUUCUCUGCAGUUUUCUCCUGCAACCUCCCCUGUGGCCUCUUCAUGCUUACCUCCUCUCCCCCUCACCAGUGGCCUCCCCUGCGUGGUGUCUGUCCCGGCGCCAACCUUCCCCUUCC
Meriones unguiculatus (Mongolian gerbil) is the source of this 1966-nucleotide messenger RNA. It is a transcript of the gene Lactbl1, whose product is annotated as lactamase beta like 1. The coding region runs from base 1 to 1746 and encodes 581 amino acids. The record is from RefSeq and is a predicted model, not a curated record. Lineage: Eukaryota; Metazoa; Chordata; Mammalia; Rodentia; Muridae. The transcript is spliced from 7 exons.